AUGACCACCUGGCAUCACACUCACCAGCACCAGCACCAGCAGCAGUAUGAAAACGCAACGGUGUAUGAAAACCCUACGUUGGCAUACCGCACACAUAACAUAUUCGAUGUAUCAGCGUCCAGCGCAUCCUCCACCGCCUCUUCAGCAUUCCCAACACACUUUUCCUCAUCCUCCGCCACCACCGCCAACAAUGGCGCAGGGAGUCAAUCAAGCAGCCUACACGACGCUUAUCAACAACACCCAUUCGACUCUACCCUCCCAGCGAUAAACAGUGGGAUGCGCUACGACCCUCCUUCUCCUUCCUCCCCUCCCCUCCCUCCCUCGUCCACCACGAACCUACCACCAUCAUCGUUCCACUCCGCCCACGCCCACCUAACACGACACACAUGCUCACCAGCAUCCCGCUCCCGCCCCAGAUCAUGUCCUCCCUCCUCCAGCUCUGCUCCUUUCCCACCGUCAUCCGCCGCAAAUGGGUCAGGCGACACGCAAGCUGUCAAUUUGAUAUCGCUCCCUCUUACGAUCCUCUCCCCCCUCAAAAUCAAACUCAAGGUCAAGCACAACAAGUCCAGCUCCCCCCCUCCUUCCUCGGGGGCCGCACCACCACAACAACAACAGGGCCAAGAACUAGGACAACAACAAGCAGUAGGCGAUAAACAAGCCCUACUAGCCAACGAGAAUAGACGAAGGAGGAGGCGCGAGAGCCAUAAUGCCGUUGAGAGACGACGGAGGGGUAAUAUUAAUGAGAAGAUUAUGUAUGUUGGAUGUUGGCGGAAAGAUUCGUUGGGCGAGGAAGCUGGAGGAGGGGGAGGGCAGCAGGGAGGGGAUGGGGGUGUUGUCAAGGCGAAUAAGGGUAUGAUUUUGAGGAAGAGUGUUGAGUAUAUUAGAUACCUACAACAACUCGUAACAGCACAAGGCGCAUGCAACCGCGAGCUCGAACAAGAACUCAAAGCCUACCGCCGACGAUCACGCAGCUCUUCAAGCAUGGAACCACCACUUUCCGAUUCAGCGAGUACAGCGGCUGGGGGGGACGGCAGCAACAUGAUCCUCCACGACGAGCUGCACCACUUCCACCAUGGUGGGCAUGGGCAUAUGGGGAGACUGCCGAGUAUGCCAGAGGAGGGCGGGGACGACGGGGACGAUCUACGUCUGACAAUAUCUAAAGCCAAUCUCAGCUCCUCCUUGAUGGAGCUCAAGGCUGUUGGGAUUGCGACAUUUUUAAUGGCCGUUGGGGCCGUAACAGUUAUGUGGAAUGCACAAGAGUUUGGCGAAAAGAUCAUCUACCGACCAGCUGCAACUGACGAAGAUUACCUUGAUGCUUAUGAAGUUGUGCCAUUCGAGGUGGAGGGUUGGACGUGGGUGGAGGCUGAGAAGAGGCUUAUGAUGAGGUGGGUAUUUGUCCUUGCCUCCUUGUGCACUUUGAGAAGGAUUAUCAGAGCAGCCGACGAACUUUCGCUCCUACUUAUGUCCAUUUUUAUCGCCAUUGCAAAGCAUUGCACACGAAAGUACUGA
Laccaria bicolor S238N-H82 is the source of this 1509-nucleotide messenger RNA. RefSeq lists its product as uncharacterized. Gene Ontology annotation, cellular component: nucleus. Gene Ontology annotation, biological process: regulation of transcription by RNA polymerase II. The coding region runs from base 1 to 1509 and encodes 502 amino acids. The record is from RefSeq and is a predicted model, not a curated record. Gene Ontology annotation, molecular function: protein dimerization activity; DNA-binding transcription factor activity, RNA polymerase II-specific; RNA polymerase II cis-regulatory region sequence-specific DNA binding. Lineage: Eukaryota; Fungi; Basidiomycota; Agaricomycetes; Agaricales; Hydnangiaceae. The transcript is spliced from 10 exons.